CCCUAUACUACCAAUUGAGCCGGCGCACCAUUCACUCGACCCGACGCGAGACGCAUUCGCUUGCUGUCUGUGACCCUACGGAACCCUCGCCGCUGUUGACGCCCCCCGGCGCUCGCACACGCUGCACGCGAUCGCUCCCGACUGCUCCACGCAUCCGCCCACGCAACACCAUACACAAUGUCGAAGUCACUUGUGGGCAAGCCGAUAGUGCGGAAGCUCUUCUCCUCGUCGCAAGUCGGCGUCGUCGUCUCGGCAGGCCGCAUGUCCAAAGCCGUUAAAGUCCGCAUAGCAGCCCAGGAAUGGAACAAGAAGUUCAGAAAACACUUCCCCUCGGAACAAACCUAUCUCGUCGCGGACCCCAACUCCUCCCUUGUUGAAGGCGACGUCGUCCGCAUCGCCUCGGGCUGGCGCACCUCUAAAUCAAUCCGCCACGUUGUAACCUCUAUCGUGUCGCCCUUCGGCGAGCCCGUCGAGAACCGCCCUCCCAUCUUGACCGAAGAAGAGCGCAUGCAGCUCCGCAUCCAGGAGCGGUUACUCAAGGACGUGCGGAGCGCGGCAAAGGGGCGGCAGACGAGCUUGCAGCGGCUGGCUGAGGCGCGGCGGCAGAAGCUGCAGAUCCCGAGUCUGGAGGAAGCUAUGGCGAAUGUGCGGAUAGCGGAGCAGGCGGAGAAGGCCACAAAGGGUGAAGCUCACAAGGGGCACACUGGGCAGGCGGAGACGAGGAAGGAGAGGCGGAUCGAGGCCGGGAGGGAGAGGAAGGAGGAGAAGAAGGCGGAGGCGAAACUGAAGAGGGCGCAGGCGCAGACGGUGUAGGGGAAUCUCUGGCAUCACAUGGGAGUUCUGUAGGAUUACACGUGUACAAAGAGUUGUUCACAUACCAGCAUUGGAGGUGUUUGGAAUAUUCGAAAUGUAGCAUAUUAUCUAUCUUCAAAACUCAUACUCGACGUGAAUAUAUCAUACAAC
This is a messenger RNA of Paraphaeosphaeria sporulosa, 963 nucleotides long. Its product is annotated as nucleic acid-binding protein. The record is from RefSeq and is a predicted model, not a curated record. NCBI's taxonomy places the organism in Eukaryota, Fungi, Ascomycota, Dothideomycetes, Pleosporales, Didymosphaeriaceae. The transcript is spliced from 2 exons. Gene Ontology annotation, molecular function: structural constituent of ribosome. Gene Ontology annotation, biological process: translation. Gene Ontology annotation, cellular component: ribosome. Bases 178 to 813 code for a protein of 211 amino acids.